AUGGAUCGAUACUGGGAAGCCAAUCUCUGGCAACCAACCAUCGUCACGACGGAGGAAGUUUGCAGCAAUUCGUCCCCUUGCACCUCAAAGUCAGAAGUCGAGAGAUGUCGCGAGAAUCUGAGGGAAUGCACUAAAGUCCUAGCUCUUUUUCCCUACACGCCAUCUCACUGGAGGAAUCGAUCUGCAGUUCUUUUGGAAUUGGGAUAUCCGGAACUCGCUGCGGCAGAUGCUUAUAAGGCGCUUAUUUUGACGACAUAUGUAUUUGAUGGGAAGUAUCUCGGCCUCGAGAGUGUGGCUUGA
Molecule: messenger RNA, 300 nt
Organism: Botrytis sinoallii
Lineage: Eukaryota; Fungi; Ascomycota; Leotiomycetes; Helotiales; Sclerotiniaceae
Exons: 2
Coding region: 1-300 (99 amino acids)
Source: RefSeq, a predicted model, not a curated record